CCUGUCCCUCUUCCCAGAAGUAGGACACAAAAAGAAGUUCCUCAGCCUCAUAAAAAAGAAGCAGAAGAUGAAUCUCAUCAGCAGAUUGUACCAGUAUCCAGCAGCAGCAGCAGCUGCAAUAGUAGUAGUCUGGUGUGUCCCAUGGAUCAACUCAAAUAUAGCAGCAUAGCAGCAGAUGAUGGCAGUGGCGACAAUGAUUGUGUCCUACCUCAGAAAGUUGAGAGAAAGAAGAAGAGAAAGAAAAAUAAUGUUCUCAGUCAAGCUGAGAAACAGAUGGAAAUAGAACUUAGAAAUAUAAAAACAGCAUCAGAUAUAGAAGUUGAUGGAAAAGAAGUUUCUUCUACUAGGAAAUCAUCAUUCCAUAAAUCAAAACAAAAAAGUAGAGAAGUAAAAGUAGAAACUGCCCUGGUGACAAAGGAAUCACAACCAGCACAGUUAUGUUAUGAUAAAAUAAUUGGAAUUUUUAUUCAUCGAAGUGAAUGUUUGCAAGUAGAUCCUCUCAUACGACACCCGCUCGUGAAAGUUCAUCUUCUUAAUGCAGCAACUGGCAGUUACUUGAAAAAAAGCAACUUUGGUCGCUCAGUGUCUUUCUACGACGAAAACCAGGAGGUGGAUUACAUUCUGCCACUCAUGACAGAGAUGUUUGAUUACAAGGAGAGGAGAUCCAUUGUGCCAUUUUGGGAAGAGUUGCUUGUAUUCAAUGAGGAUUUUGAGUAUAUUUUGCGGGAUGAUUCACCAGUGCUAAUCCUGUUUGAGGUCCUGGACUUUGUAAAUUUUACAGUUGCAAGUUCUAAUUAUCGGAAGUUAGGUUCCGAAGGAGGCUGGCAUCACAUUGCCUGGGCAUUCUUGAAGCCUGUUGGGGCAAACAGUGCCCUAAACACAGAGAAGCAACUGAGACUGCAGUUAUACAAACCACAGAGAAUGCAUAAAUCAAGAUGUAACAGUUGUGAUGUAUAUGAAUGGUGGAGUGGUGGUAUGUGGAAGCACUAUCCUGCAACUUUGUAUGUGACUCUGAAGGGGAUCACACCACCAGAUCAUUUGCCUCCAGCGCUGCGUUCUCGGAGUGCUCUGCAAGCGGAGCUUAGUCAAUCACCUCCGUUUUCAGAACUGCAACAGAAACAGAGUGAUGGAGAUGUGAAGUCUAACAAUGAGAACUCCAUGGUGUCAGCUCAGCUGCUGCCAUCUGCAAGUACAUCCUUUCCUGUAUGGUCUCGCUUACCAUCGCAGUCGUGCAAAAUACCAAACUGUCGUAAACUGACCCUGCCAACAGCCUCAAGAGGAUGUUUCUUUGUGAAGUUCAGCAACUCUGGUCUUCACCUUGCUUGCAGCAUAUCAACUGACAAUAAAUACAUCAUCACUGUAUAUUCUGUUCCAGAUGGGAAGGAGUUUGCCCAGUUUGUGGGUCACCAGGGGCUUGUUUAUGAUUUGCAGUGGUCCCCUAAAGACACAAUGCUACUAUCUGCUUCAGCAGACUGUACUGCCUGCCUCUGGGAUUCUGCUGCAUGGAAGUCAACCCCAAUGCAAAUGCUACCUCACCCAUCAUUUGUAUAUUGUGCUCAGUUCCAUCCUGGUAAUAGCUCUGUUCUGGUCACUGGCUGCAGUGACCAUGUGGUACGUGUAUGGAAGCGUCCCUACAAAUCAUUGCAGUUUGAGCUUGUCCAGGAAUUGGAAGGUCACACAGGUUUUGUCAGUGCUGUAUCCGUGAGUUGCAACAAUGUGCUGUAUUCAGGUGAUAGUGUGGGGAGAAUCCUUGAGUGGACAGGAUCAAAAUUAAAAUCAAAGGAACGUGGUUCCCAGUGGAAACUCAAAAGGAACAUUGACAUUCGAGAACUGAGAGACACUAUUGUGAACAGACUUCAGAUUCAUCCUGGUGGUCAGCGACUACUCAUACAUGCACGGGACAGUCAACUGCGGAUGCUGGACAUUGCUACUGCAAGUGUGAUUCAGUGGUUUAAUGGUGCCCUGAAUCAUAGGCUUCAGACUUCAGCCUGCCUUUCACCAUGUGGAGGAUUGGUGUUUGCAGGCAGUGAAGAUGGUACAAUACAUGUGUGGAAUGCUGAUACUGGGGAACAGCUUGCCAUAUACUCUGAAUUACAGUUCCAACGGCCAGCAAGUGGCGUGGAUUACCAUCCAUUUGAACACAUGGUGGCAUUUGCUUCAUAUGGCAACAGUGCUCAUAUUGUGGUUUGUGAACAUGGUAAACUAGAUUCUGGUAAAGACAUAGGACUUCAAAUGCUGGUCCAGCAAGAUGUGGCAUUACACUCAACAACAGGAGACUUCACUGACUCUUGCCUGAUGAGUUCAACCCCAUUUCACUCCAGGCUUUCGUCAUUAAAGGAUGAGAAGAAAUUGGUGCCUGUGAAUGAUAGUGAGCUGGGGAUUUUUCAGGGUUUACCUCUUGCUGCAGACACAAAUGGGUUCAGUUUAUCACCAAACAGCACAAAUGUUCCUUCACCAUGGAAGGAGAAUGGUAGUGAGACUAGCAAAGAGAGACUGGCAAGUAUCAUAGAAAAGAUGGACCAGGUUUUAUCAAGAACACCUAAGAGAAGUCAGAAAAGUUGACCCAAAGUUUAGUGGCAUAAGCCCAAGUAAGACAGAGAAUUUAGGCCACUUCUCACAUACAAAAAAGAAGGAAGAACCAGAAAUAAAGAAGUAUUCUUUGCAGUGCUUUUUAAUUUGCCUUGUGCAUUUAUGCAAAUAUUAGUGUGCAAACUGAAAGCUGCCUGCUCAUCAAAUUCAGUAAUUCUCAAAUGUUGCCAACAGCCAUUUUCAUGAUUGACAAAAGAGUUUGCAUAUAUUAAAUAAAUUUGUGCCUACAUUGUUUUAACGUAUCCAGCAAUUGACACUCCUGUUUUAGAACAUAGACCAAGUGGUCUAGUUGCUGGACUUUAGUGCCAAUAUCUUGUGUUCAAGACUGGCUAUGUGCAGUAUAGAUAUUUCUGCAUGCUUUUUGCUUCCCUCACCUUUGAUGAAGAUACAACUGAGAAUGUGAGAAAUACUAUGCCCCCAACAGUUGAAUGGGUUGAGGGAUAGGGGACUUGUGGUCAGAAUCUCUUGAAGGCAAAAUAUGCCAAAUAUCAAGCUGUAAAGGUUGAGUUGCAUAUACUACAAAAACAUAUGCUAAACUCUAUGCCAACAGCUGUAUUAAACAAACAUAUCUUUGAUAGUGUUUAUAUUAUACUCUCUCAGCAUUGUUGACUUAUGUCUUUUUCACUGUUUUCAGUGACUUUAACUUGUGUUCAGGUCUAAGAUGGUGAUCUCUGAACUGUAGUGGCUCUGUAUUCUAUCUGUUAAGAUUAGGCAUCCACACAUCAGCUGCCAACUAACUAACUAACUAGAUGGCUUACGGAACCCGAAGGUUCAUCACCAAAUUAACCAAAGCCCUCCACUGGACCCUGUCUUGGGCCAACAAAAUCAAGUCUCCUUCAACUCCUAUCUCCCAUAGAUCCCGCCUGAGAUUAUCCUCCCAUCUACGUCUAGGUCUCUCCAGCUGUACAUCAGCUGCCACAAAAACAAAAUUGAUAGAAUGGCUAAAAAAUGUAGCAUCAAAGUGACUGAUUUUUUUUUUAAAAAAUCAGAACUUUUUCAACUUGUAAUAGAAGUAAUAAUAAAAUUUGUUGCUGAUAUUGAACCUAGUCCAUUGCACUGCAUGUUUACAGGAUAAACUUCUACAUGAAAUGUUCCUGAUGUGAUGUGUAGUACACUAGUGUGUGGCAAGUACAUUAUGAAUACCGUAAUUUUGCCAUCAGAAUCAUACAUUGUUCAGAAAAUAUGUUAUUUUUAAAUGUGUGUUUCAAAGUAAUAGGAUGUGUGAAAUGCAAAUUUUGUUAACUGAUUUGAUAUUGUAUUAAAGUAACAAUGAAAUUCUUUCCCAAGACAGUAAGGUCUCAAAAUAAAUUAAGUACAUUGUAAAUUAAAUCAACACAAAAUGAAAUUAGUGAUUAUAACAUCUGACAACAAAACUGAAAUGAGAUAAAGUAUGAAAUGAAGGGAAGAAUACAUUCAGGCAAUG
Zootermopsis nevadensis is the source of this 4012-nucleotide messenger RNA. Its product is annotated as jouberin. Gene Ontology annotation, molecular function: protein binding. The record is from RefSeq and is a predicted model, not a curated record. NCBI's taxonomy places the organism in Eukaryota, Metazoa, Arthropoda, Insecta, Blattodea, Termopsidae. Gene Ontology annotation, biological process: motile cilium assembly. Gene Ontology annotation, cellular component: ciliary basal body.